AUGAACUCAGUGGGAGAAGAACUGAGGAUGAAGGAUGCCAAACAGUUACGUGGAUCACAUCGAGAGCCUGUCAAGACGUUUCAGGGUCAUGAUAAAAGCGUCAUUUCAAUAGCAACUUUUCCGGAUGGCAAGAGAAUAGCGACUGGGUCCUACGACAAGACAAUACGGAUAUGGAGGCUUGAGGACGGCAAGGAGAUGAUGAAGUGGGUGGUGAAGCAGGUGGUUGGCGCACUUGUGGUCUUGGGAAACGGGAAACAAGUUGUCAGUGCCGAGGGAGAGGACCCAAGAAGCGAUCCUAAAAAAGGUUUUCAAGACGACGAUGUCGAUAAAGUGGCGUAUUGGCAGUUAUGGGUACGUGAUGUUGAGAGUGGGAGGAUCGUCGCAGGUCCCUUGGAAGGUCACACCAACGCUGUGUUUACUUUGGACAUUUCCCCUGACGGUGAGAUAUUGGCCAGCGGGUCAUAUGAUCGCACAGUGAUUUUAUGGGACACGACUACCUGGCAGAGGAAAGGUCAUCCUCUUGCGUGCGGAUCACCCAUCAAUUGCAUCCGAUUUUCUCCGACCGGUCAACUCGGCGUUGCUACCGCGAAAGAUAUCCAAGUAUGGGACUUGGAACCAAGGAAGCGUCUUGCUCAAUUCAACGGCCACAGCGACUUUAACAAUGCAUCGAACUGCUCGCUCACCUGGAGUCGUGAUGACGCACAUCUCUUAUCAGCCGGUAGUGAAAGUGAUGCUGUCAUUCGCUGUUGGAACACAUCCGCCUCGAAACAGGCUGGUGAUCCUUGGAUUGGCCAUGACAAAAAUAAACCCAUCUUCCACAUCUUCCCCACAGGCACAGAAGUCGCCCGAUUUGAGCACUCAUAUCUGGUGUUUCGUGUUGCAUUCUCGGUGGAUGGACGCUCCAUAUUCAGUGGCGGCAAGGACAACAAAAUCUCGCAAUGGGAAAUACCUGAGGAUGUCCUCGCUGCAUCAGAAAGUGUUUCUCUGGCCAGCGUGAAGAACGAGGCUAAAACUCGGCACAACUCCCCAUCUUCAUACCUUGACGCUGAUGCUACCGGGGGCGAUGGCAUCAUCGAGGAGGGGAAUGAUCAUCCAUACAACAACUUCUUCCAGUCUUCGCAUCAAUCUCUUCCAUCGGUAUCCCCUGGCUCCCAUCUCCCCCACCUAUUUUCAGCUCGCCGCUUCUUCAAGGUCUUCUCUCGCCCUCACCCACCGGCAGAUGAGUCUGUUCCAAAAGAACGCUCGAAGCGCAAGUUCUUCACUCAUCGUGCUCGCUCAAACGCAUCCCUGGAGCUCGCAACCAUGAUAGGCAAUCCACCAGUACAAGAAGGCAAACUGGGAGAAGGCAAAGGCGAGCAAGGUGACAAUGAUUGCGGUUCUGUGAAUGAUCCGCUCGGCGCCAGAAAGAAUAAAGGCAAACGGCGAGACGAACCCCCCACCGACGCGCAGAACCCACUGCCUGAUUAUUCCAGUCACACCGACGACCUCGAUAGCAAGGACAAUCGAAACCUUUGGAUAAGGAUGACGCAUGCUCGAGGAAAGGACCCCUCCGACACCAACAUUGCUCCAGCAAUGAAACGUCCCGAGGUCGUCGAGGUAUAUGCUGUGCGCGGGUUCCAGAGAUAUGUUGCAAUGCCGCGGGUACGCAAGACACAGCCAUCAGCGGUGACGGGUGGUAUUCCUCACUUAGGUGCCAGCUCGUCACAGCCGGGAUCAUCUUCCCAAGUAGUCUCUGUACAGGCAGGGCCAUCAUCGCACACUGUGGUCGCCAAUGGACCUCAAAUUUUGCAAGUUACUGGGCGUCCAUCAUCGCAUGUAUCCCCAUCGCACGUCGUAGCCGUCAAUGCAGCUCAAUAUUCGCAAGCUAUUGGAGGUUCAUCAUCGCACGCGUUCCCAUCGCACUUCGUGACCAACCACCACACCAAUCACGACUCAGAUUCACACACGACAAUUGAAGGUUCCUUCAACAGGUUUCUGGAACGGGGAAACCCACACAAUUUCGACCUUAGCAUCAAGCACUACUCUGAAGCGCUCCAAUUUAGCCCAGCAGAGUAUCGUCUGCCGUCGUUGCUUCACAAUUUCGCUUCAUCUCCAUGGGUGCACGUUGCUGAGAGUGGGAAGGUCAUCAGAGCUCCAUUGGAUGGUCACACCAGCGUGGUGAUCACUUCAGACAUUCGUCCCGACAGCAAUAUGCUAGCCAGCGGGUCAUGGAACUAA
Suillus clintonianus is the source of this 2217-nucleotide messenger RNA. RefSeq names its product WD40-repeat-containing domain protein. Gene Ontology annotation, molecular function: protein binding. NCBI's taxonomy places the organism in Eukaryota, Fungi, Basidiomycota, Agaricomycetes, Boletales, Suillaceae. The coding region runs from base 1 to 2217 and encodes 738 amino acids. The record is from RefSeq and is a predicted model, not a curated record. The transcript is spliced from 8 exons.